AUGCUUGCAUUUCCUGGAUUAACCUUGUUUUGCAUGUUUAUACUGUCCGUGCUAUUCAAAAAACACACAUGGAACCUCCCUAUUGCUUUGAUAAAAUUCGGAAUUUUACAGUGUCUUCGAAUGGUUCUCUGUUCUGGAGUUGCUGUAUGUGCAAUUAUAUUAUUGGUAUCAACCAUAUGUAUGGAGGUUUUCUACUCUCUUCCUAUUGACUCUGUGCAGUACUUCUCCAUGACCAUUUUGUUUGUCUCAGUUGUUUCUUAUAUGCUAUUAGUCGAGUAUAAACGCCGUGCUUGUCAACCACGCUCACAAAUGCUGUUUGCUUUUACGUGCUUAAUAAUUGUAUGCAUGUUACCCCGUCUUUACGGUCUAUUAUAUGCUGGAAGAGGAUGGUCGGACCAACUUACAUUUUACUGGAUUCAUGCAGCUACCAUCUCUGUCUAUAUAUGUCUAGCUUUUGGAGAGCUGCUUAUUCAGUUUUUCUCACCGUUUAAUGAACAAAAUUCUUUGCUUGAUGACAAAGACGCCUGUCCAGAGUUAUGGGCCUCUGUUCCGGCUUUAUGGACUUUCAGUUGGUUGACAAGUACUAUUUGGAAAGGAUUUCGAGGUCAAAUUAACAGUCCUUCAGAUAUGUUUCAUAUACGUCCUGAAGAUUCAGUUAGUGAAAGUUAUGGUCGAUUUAAGCGUGCCUGGCGUAGAUCCUAUAAUCUUUGGUUCACGAGAAAGAAAUCAGAAACGCCAUUUCCAAAUGUUGUGGAUGAUGAUGUGCCGUUGUUGACGGACUUUGAAGAGAAUAAUGAAGAUACUGAAAAUGUCUCAAAUGAUGCAAAUAUGUUGAAUGCAACACCUGAUGUUGAUAUCUUGUCACCAUCUACUACUAAUAACUCAAACUCACAUAAUCUAGAAGUAUGUAAGCAGAGUACAAUUAAAGCCAGUCCUGCACGUGCCACAUGGGGAUUAUUCUAUGCUCUUAUUUCAUCUUUUGGUUUGCGUCUAUUUUCCGGGUGGAUUUUAAUCUCGGCUGCUGUAUUCUUCAACUACAGCUCACCAUUGUUACUCGGGAUGUUACUUCGAUUUCUUUCCAAACCUGAAGCUCCAUCAUGGCAAGGAUAUUUUAUUGCAUUUUCAAUGCUAUUUCUUCAGUCAAUAUCAGUUUUGGUGGAUCAAAAGGGUUUUUACUCUUGUUUAUCCUUGGGAAUAUCUGUCCGAUCAGCCCUUACAUCUGCAAUUUAUCGAAAAUCUCUUCGAUUAUCUUCUGAAGCUCGAAGCCAGUAUACAACGGGGGAAUUAAUAAAUUUGCUCAGUGUUGAUGUGAACCGUAUAAAAGAACUUUUUAUGUUCUCGUUCCUUGUUUGGGAUGCAUUCAUUGAAUUUGGUUUGUCGUUUAUUUUGUUAUGGCGUCAACUUGGUUCAGCUGCGAUAGCUGGUGUUGGAUUUUUGUUCCUAGUAUUGCCACUUAAUUGUUUACUGAUAUGGGCUACUCAAAAAUUUGAGAUUCGUGAAAUGAAAUAUAAAGACAAGCGUAUGAAAUGCUUAGGCGAAGUGCUUGCUGCUAUACGUGUGGUUAAACUUUAUGCAUGGGAAAAGGCGUUUCAAUCUCAAGUCAAGUCAAUUCGUCAAUCUGAACUAAUUGAACUAUUGCGUGUCGCCUUAGGCUGGGGUCUAUGCCAUGUUGUUUGGAAUUUGGCUCCGUAUAUUAUUUUAUUGAUAACGUUUGUUACUUAUUUAAGAGAGUUCUUAUUCGCCAACCACAAUGUAUUGUUAGAUAAUUGGGUCGGAAAUACCACUGAUAUCCCUACACCUCAAUUGUUAACACCUGAACGGAUUUUUGUCAGUGUCAGUUUGUUCAAUUUACUACGUAGUCCACUACUUCUUUUGCCAUGGAGUCUUUCAUCUUCAAUAAUGGCCUUUGUUUCGAUUCGCCGCCUUGGUUUAUUUCUUUUAGCUGAUGAAUUAGAGUAUUAUUCCUCUGAUAAAAACUCCUAUUCUCUUGAUGAAAAGUCAACAGAUGCUAUUACUUUUGAGAAUGCUUCGUUUUCAUGGACUAAAACUGGUCCAUUGACAUUACGAAAUUUGAAUGUACGCAUCUCUCGUGGGUGGCUUGUCGCAGUCGUUGGCAACGUAGGCUCUGGAAAGUCAUCUUUCUUAUCAGCCUGUCUGUCUGACAUGUUCAAACGAAGUGGAAAGGUUUCUGUUAAAGGUUCCAUUGCUUAUGUUUCACAAACAGCUUGGAUACAACAACAAUCUCUACAAGAAAAUAUUCGUUUUGCCACAUCCAGCGAUCCUACUCAGUCAAAUCCAGUUGCAGAGCAGAUUGAAGAAUUAUGGUAUAAAAAUGUUGUAUCUGCAUGCGCUCUUGAAACGGAUAUUGCUCAUCUUCCCGCUGGUGAUAAGACAGAAAUUGGUGAGAAAGGUGUCAAUUUGUCAGGAGGUCAAAAACAACGCGUUAGUUUAGCUAGAGCUGUAUAUCAGCGUUCAGAUAUAUAUCUGCUAGAUGAUCCAUUAUCAGCAGUCGAUGCACAUGUUGGGAAACAUUUAUUCGAUAACGUUUUAGGUCCAAAUGGUCUUCUAAAAGAUAAAACUAGAAUAAUGACAACUAAUUCAUUUCAUUGGCUAUCUUCUGCUGAUUGGAUUAUUGUUCUUAACACUAAUGGUGAAAUCACUCAAUCUGGAAGUUAUAAUGAGGUUGUAAAUAAUAACUCUGGUCAUUUUGCUAAUUAUCUAGAGUCUAUCAAGAAAGAUAAUGAUGAAACAAUGAAUGAAAGUAACCAUAGAAAAUCUUCAUUUACAACUCGCUUUAGUCGGUCAUGUAGUGUGGUUGUUCCGCGUAGUUCAAAUCAUCCUAUCGGAAUUUUGUCUCGAAGUCCACCAUUGAAUGCAACAAAAAAAUUAUCCCUAGAAUCAUCUGUUUCCUUUUUAAAACCCAUUAAUUUCACUGAUAUUACUACUCACAAUACUGCUUCAAAGCAUGACAAUAAUGAGCAUAUAAUGCCUACUGGUGAAGCAUUAAAUGAUUUGAUCGAUUUUAGAUCUGAGCAGGAGGUGACUCAUCGUCGUUCUCCAACUAGCAUAAGUAUUACAGAUUUGAAUGCUAGCACAUCAGAUGAUAAUAAAUUUGAAAAUGAUGAUCCUGAACAUGGAAAAUUCAUGACUGAUGAAGAAAUUAUGCACGGUCAUGUAUCGUGGUCAGCCUACUGGGAGUAUUUCCGUGCUCGGAGUGUAUCUGUAACGUUUAUCAGUGUUCUGUCUUAUGUGGGAUUCUUAGGUGUACAGGCAUUUUGUAGUUAUUGGUUACAAUGGUUUGCAGAUGACCAACAAUUGAUUGAAGCUGAACAAGCCUUUCAAAAUACUACUAUAAUUAGUAAUGAAACUGCUCGUCAGAUAUUAAUAGAACAGAUUAAAGAUAGAAUAUUAUAUUAUAUUAUAGGUUAUGCAUGGGCUGGUUUAGGUCAGACGGUGUUAAUCUUAAUAUUUGCGCUACUUAAUGCGUAUUCUAAUCUGAGAGCUUCAAAUCUAUUACAUCAACAGCUUUUAUCGAAAAUUCUUCACGCCCCAGCUAGUUUCUUUGAUCACACACCUUUAGGUCGUAUAUUGAAUCGAUUCAGUAAUGAUGUUGACAAUUUAGAUCAUACCAUACCGAACUCAUUUAGUGAUACCAUCGGGACUACUGGAGAUGUUGUUAUUUCACUAGUGAUUGUUUCUGUUACUCUACGUGUCACUGUUGUUCGAGCAUUUAAACGUGAUAAAGAAUUUAUUGCUAAAUCUGAUAAAUUGAUUGAUGCUAACGCGGUUUUCGAAUAUGUACGCUUUGUUGCUAACCGGUGGCUAGAUGUUCAUCUAAAUUUAUCUUGUAGCCUUAUGGUAUUUGUAUGUGCUGUAAUUUUGGUUGUUUUUCGAUCAAAAAUAUCGCCUGGUAUCGCUGGCUUAAUCAUAGUUUAUGCUCUACAAGUAUUUGAUUCGUUAACAUGGGUUAUUAAACAGUUAUCUCAAUUGGAAACAAGUUCUGUUUCAUUGGAAAGAAUAUGUGAAUACAUCCGAGUUGAACAGGAAGCUGAUUGGGAUCAUGGAGUGGAUAGUCCUCCUCCAAUUGAUUGGCCGAGACCUUGUUGUGAAAUCACAUUUAACAAAGCUACUGUUCAAUAUCAUUUGCCUACAAAGAACAAAGUAACUGAUAAUCAUGACUUAUCACUUGGUCAAAAAGCAUCGAAUUCUGGACGAUUAGUUACAGCAUUGAAAUCUAUUGAUCUUAAAUUAAGUGGUAAUCCACAAGAACGCCGUAUAGGAAUUGUUGGUCGUACUGGAGCAGGCAAAUCAUCUUUAGCAUCUAGUAUCUUUCGUUUAAUCGAGCCUACGAUAUUAGAAGAAGAUAGAUUAGAUAUACAUAGAACAUCAACUAAACGUGGUCCAAUUCUUGUUGAUGGAGUUGAUUUGUCACGAAUUGGCCUUCAUGAACUUCGAUCCCGAUUUAGUAUUCUUCCACAGGAACCGAUAAUUUUUGCUGGUACACUUCGGUUUAACUUAGAUCCAUUUGGUAAACUGCCUGAUAUCGAUUUAUGGCGUGCAAUAGAAUCUGCUCAUUUAACUGAUUGGGUUCGGUCGACUAAUGCCGGUUUAGAUUAUGAAUGUGGCGAAGGUGGAGCAAAUCUAUCUGCUGGUCAGCGUCAACUUGUUUGUCUAGCUCGAGUAUUCCUGUCUUCCGGCGGUCGUGUUCGUUUACUUAUUCUUGACGAAGCUACAGCUGCAAUGGAUCCAUCUACAGAUAAUUUAGUUAUGAAUACCGUAAUAGGAGAUCAGUUUAAAGACGCGACUGUUAUUAUUAUUGCUCAUCGUUUAUCCACUGUAAUGAACACAGAUAGGAUUGUUGUAUUAGAUCAUGGACAAGUGAUUGAAACUGGUCAUCCUCAAGAUUUGCUUAAUAAUCCAAAUUCUCAUUUCUCAAUAAUGAAUAAAGUGAAACAGUCUUGA
Schistosoma mattheei is the source of this 4962-nucleotide messenger RNA. The record is from the annotation of a GenBank genome assembly. Lineage: Eukaryota; Metazoa; Platyhelminthes; Trematoda; Strigeidida; Schistosomatidae.